CUAAAAUGUUAUAACACCUAUGGGCAAGGUGUUUCUAAAUUGGUAAGUCGGAAAACGACGUCGUUUACAAAAUCCGAUCUGCACACACACUCACAUUCAUAUGUCGUUCUUCGUCAACGUCGGUGAAGAAAGCAUAAACACGUCAAAAGACAAAAGCACCUCUGUCUUCUUGCUUUCUUCGCCCUUUUACUUCAACCCACGAAGAUCAAUUCAACUAAACCAAUCUCAAAACCAUCAUGAGGACAAGUUUUAGACUUCUCUUCUUCGCUUUCCUUCUACUUGUCUCACCUUUUCUCAAAGUUGCUUUGUGCCAAUCGGAUUCGGAAGAUUCUGGCUUCGAAGUUUCUGAUGUUGGUGAAGAAGAGAGUGAUGCAGAGGAAGUUUUUGGUUUGGAACUUACCUCAGCUCCUGGAAUUGAAACCCUUUGCGUUUUCCCCAAGAACAGUGCAAAAAUAAUAAAAGCUGGAGUUGAGACUGAGCUGCUUGUUGGAAUGAAAAAUGAUGGUCAAUCCAAUGUAGAUAUUGUUGCUGUUAAAGGCAGUUUACAUCUUCCUUUUGAUCAAAAUGCUGUUCAGAAUCUCACUGCUCUGAGUUUCAGCAACGCGUCUGUGCCAACUUCCGCUCAAGCUACCUUGCCAUAUGCUUUUGCUGUCAGCAAGUUCCUGCAGGCGGGUGCUUUUGAUUUUGUUGGCACCAUCAUCUAUGAGAUAGAUGGUAAGCCAUACCAAAGCAUCUUUUAUAAUGGAACUAUUGAAGUUGUUGAAGAUGGUCCUCUCUUCAGAAUGGAGUCAGUCUUCCUUAGUGGUCUUUUAAUCUUUGUUAUCGCUUUUCUCGCCAUCUAUAUCCAAAAUGUUUUGAAGCAUAUGACCAAGAAAACAAAGAGAGCACCAAAAGUUGAAGUUGGAACCGCAACUAAAGAUGCUUCGCAUGAUGAAUGGCUUGAGGGUACUUCGUACACUCAAUCUUCGAGUAAGUCAAAGAAGAAGAAGUAGAUCUCACACGCUUUGUUAGGGGGCUUGAGAUAAGAAACCGAAAACACACGAACGAUAGUAACGUUGCAGUUGUUGGUAGAGAUAACUUCACAGAAUCUGUAAUGCUUUCUUUACUCUCUCUAGCUAUAGAUGUUGCAAGGAAACAAUUUUCUUUAACUUUUGUAAUUUGUCAAGAUUAUUUUCUUUUGUUUAAAAUGAUAAUUCUCUUUCGAAAGUUCAUGUAUAUAGUAAAGAAAAGUUGAAUAAUCAUUAGAUUAACAAUAUAGGUUGAAAUUUUGUAUUUGGAAAUUAUAUCGUAU
This is a messenger RNA of Arabidopsis thaliana (thale cress), 1291 nucleotides long. Its product is annotated as Translocon-associated protein (TRAP), alpha subunit. The record is from RefSeq and is marked reviewed. Gene Ontology annotation, cellular component: endoplasmic reticulum membrane. NCBI's taxonomy places the organism in Eukaryota, Viridiplantae, Streptophyta, Magnoliopsida, Brassicales, Brassicaceae. The transcript is spliced from 8 exons. Bases 237 to 992 code for a protein of 251 amino acids.